AUGGAUAAAUUUAAUAAAGUAGUUAAAAAGUACUCAUUGUACUUUCCACACUUACCUUUACCAAGAAUUAUAGAAAGCGAUAAAACUUUUAUUGUAAGCAUUUUUAACAUAGAAUUACAGAUUUAUAGUUACGCUGAACUUGAUUGUUUAAUUGAUCAAGUAGUAAGUGAAAUAAUUAAAUUGCACAAAAAUAGACAACAAAUUGAGAACAAUAAGCCGGCAAAAAAAGCCUCGGUUGAAAAAAGCACUAAGCUCAUUAGUACUUAUAACAAUACACAAUCUAACACAAAAUCUAAUGGAAAAAGUGCUAGAGGUAAAAUGAGAAUGAAAAACAUUCAAAAUAAUAGAUAUAUACCAAGUUUUUGUGAGGAUACUAAUGAAAACAAAAAUAACAUUCUAACAGAGCCAAAAGAAUUAUUUAGUGAAAAAAUAUCAAAUUAUUGUUCUACUAAGAAUAUUGCAUUUCCUGAAUAUGUAUUUGAAAAAAGCAAUGGUGUAUAUUUCUGUAAAGCUUUUUUUAUGAAUGAAAAGUUUGAGUCGCGUUAUGCGUACGACAUGAAAGCAGCAAAAGAGGAUGCAUGUAGGCUUAUUAUUUCUUAUAUUAAUUAUUUGGAUUCUGAAAAUAUUAUAAAUAAAAGAAAACGUUCUAUAAGUGAAGAUGAACCUACUAAUACUAGCGUAUCUAAUACUAAUUUUUCUGAAAUAUUUAAAUAUUCGGAAAAUGAAGAUUUUUUUGAUGUAGGAAAUUUUUUUACUUUUUGA
Molecule: messenger RNA, 762 nt
Organism: Vairimorpha ceranae
Lineage: Eukaryota; Fungi; Microsporidia; Nosematidae
Exons: 1
Coding region: 1-762 (253 amino acids)
Source: RefSeq, a predicted model, not a curated record